Messenger RNA from Jaculus jaculus (lesser Egyptian jerboa), 2098 nucleotides. RefSeq names its product ethanolamine kinase 2 (gene Etnk2). The coding region runs from base 16 to 1173 and encodes 385 amino acids. Gene Ontology annotation, biological process: phosphatidylethanolamine biosynthetic process. Gene Ontology annotation, cellular component: cytoplasm. The record is from RefSeq and is a predicted model, not a curated record. Gene Ontology annotation, molecular function: ethanolamine kinase activity. NCBI's taxonomy places the organism in Eukaryota, Metazoa, Chordata, Mammalia, Rodentia, Dipodidae. The transcript has 8 exons.
GUGGGGCUGCUGGGAAUGGCUGUGCCCCCUUCUGCUCCGCUGCCCUGCUCGCCCUUUUACCUGCGCAGGCCUGCGCCGGGUCCGCAGUGCUCAUGGGGCAUGGAGGAGCCAGAGGAGGAGGAGCCCCCGAGCCCCCCGAGGGCCGCCGCUGCCGCCGCCGCCGUCCCGUGCUUCGCCGUCGCCGUGGACCAGGACGACAUCCUCCCCGGAGCCCUGCGCCUCAUCCGGGAGCUGCGGCCGCACUGGAAGCCCGAGCAAGUUCGGACCAAGCGUUUCACAGAUGGCAUCACCAACAAGCUGGUAGCCUGUUACGUGGAGGAGGACUUGCGGGACUGUGUGCUGGUCCGGGUUUAUGGGGAGCGGACAGAGCUGCUGGUGGACCGGGAGAAUGAGGUCAGGAACUUCCAGCUGCUGCGGACCCAUGGCUGUGCCCCCAAACUCUACUGCACCUUUCAGAAUGGGCUGUGCUACGAGUACGUGCAGGGCGUGGCCCUGGGACCUGAGCACAUCCGAGAGCCCAGGCUCUUCAGGUUAAUCGCCUUAGAAAUGGCAAAGAUUCAUACCAUCCACGCCAAUGGCAGCCUGCCCAAGCCCACCCUCUGGCACAAGAUGCGCCAUUAUUUCACGCUGGUCAAGGAUGAGAUCAACCCCAGCCUCUCUGCAGAUGUCCCUAAGGUGGAGGUGUUGGAACAGGAGCUGUCUUGGCUGAAGUCCCACCUGUCCCAGCUGGAGUCUCCUGUGGUGUUCUGUCACAACGACCUCCUCUGCAAGAACAUCAUCUACGAUAGCACCAAAGGCCACGUGCGCUUCAUCGACUAUGAAUACGCUGGCUACAACUACCAGGCUUUCGACAUCGGCAACCAUUUCAAUGAGUUUGCAGGUGUGAAUGAGGUCGAUUACCGCUGGUACCCAGCGCGGGAGACUCAGCUGCAAUGGCUGAGCCUCUACCUGCAGGCACAGAAGGGGGCAGCUGUGACCCCCAGGGAGGUGGAGCGGCUCUAUGUGCAAGUCAACAAGUUUGUGCUGGCAUCCCACUUCUUCUGGGCCCUGUGGGCACUCAUCCAGAACCAGUAUUCCACCAUCAACUUCGACUUCCUCAGGUACGCAGUGAUCCGAUUCAACCAAUACUUCAAGGUGAAGCCUCAGGUGUCGGCCCUGGAGAUGCCAAAGUGACCAGCCUCUCAUUCCUUCUUGCCCAUCAGCCAACCAAACCUGUUUUCCGGGGCUCCCUUCGGCUCUGGGGUCCGAGAGAGGACAGGUGGGUGUUCAUGGAGAAGGCCCCCGGUGGAGGCCACUGAAGACCUCAUUUUCCUGUUUGGAGGGGCCAUCGCUGGGGUCCCCUUCACCCUGGCCAGGCUCGGGGCGGAAGUGCCUGCAGACAGCCGGGGCCUGGACCCAUCACCCCUGCGGAAGAUACCACUGCCAGCCCAGGCUUGCUGGAGUUUGGGCUGCCUCGGGUGUCUCUGGACAUUCCUAAUGGGGGGAGAGGGUGGGCUCCUUUCUACCUCCUGUGCCCUAGCCUCCAGCCGUCACGCUGCAUGCCCCCACGUGGGGAGGUGCUGAGCGCCAAGCCGGCAGGAGGCCAACUGCCCAGCAGCUGUGCUGAGCCCCCAGGAAGCAGUGACCUAGAAUGGAGCUAGCUUCACUGCAGCCACCUCGUCAGAGACCCCCUUUCUCCAAGCCGGAUCCCAUCCUCUUCCCCGGCCUGUUCCCUCCAGGGCCCUUGCUGCUCAGUCACGGGAACGGGGGAUCACCCUUCCAGAGGAGAAAUGGCCUAGAGUGGGGUGGCCAGAGCCAGCAGCCUUUCUCCCUCCCUCCCUGCCCUCCUUUGCAAGGGCCAUGUCCAUCUCUACUUUCUGCCCUAAAGUUGACCUGUCUUCCCACUUGAGAAUGGCCAGUUGGAGGCAAGAAGCAGGAAGCCAGGGACCUUGAGGCCAGUGGGAAGGGGUCUGGGCCUGACUGGGCCUAGAAGGUACUGGCUGGGCCCCUGAACUGAGCAGCCUCCACCUCCCUGUCCUGGAAGCUCCUGGCUCAGGCUUUGACAGUGAUUCAUUUAUGAAUUAAUCAUGGUUUUCUGCAUUAAAACUCAUUUCUGGAC